CUCCUCCCUAUAACUUCUAAUCUCAAUAGUUUAUCUCUCGGAUAUCUCUAAUACAUCUCUAAGCUCUUCCCAAUGCUUACUGUUAAUUAUCACCAUCGUUUCAUUAUCCUGCUAUUUCUUCUCCUCCCAUGUAUGUUUAGAUGGUUUCUUCUUGCCUCAGCAGCAUACAAAGUUACUCAUCUCCCAGGCUUCUUGCAGCAGAGUACUUUACCUUUCAAUUUAGAAACUGGCUAUAUAGAAGUGGAUGAAUUUUAUGACGUGCAGUUAUUCUACUACUUCAUAGAGUCAGAAAGAAACCCGCGAGAGGAUCCACUUCUCCUAUGGCUUACUGGUGGACCUGGCUGCUCUGCCUUUAGUGGCCUUUCUCUCGAGAUCGGUCCAUUAAAAUUCAUAUCUGAAAGGUACAACGGGAGCUUGCCAAAUUUAGUUUAUCAUCCUUACUCUUGGACCAAGAUUUCCAACAUAAUCUUCCUGGACUCCCCAGUCGGAACUGGAUUCUCUUUUUCCAAUCAUCCAGAAGGUUAUGAAACUGGCGAUAAAUCUUGGUCAAAACAUGCAGUAAUAUUUCUCAGAAAGUGGCUUAAAGACCACCCUCAAUUCCUUUCAAAUCCUCUGUAUAUUGCUGGUGAUUCCUAUGCAGGAAAGGUUGUGCCACUAGUGGUUCAUAAUAUUUUAAAUGGAAAAGACUUGGAGGAGCAGCCAAAAUUUAAUAUCCAGGGCUAUAUGAUUGGUAAUCCAUCAACUGGUGAGUUUAUUGAUUAUAAUGCUCAAGUACCUUUUGCUUUCGGAAUGGGUAUAAUUUCUGAUGAACUAUAUCAGGGCAUUGAUAAGAAUUGUGAGGGUGAAGACUACGAGAAUCCAAAGAAUUCUCCAUGUGCCUCUCUUAUUCAAAUCUUUGAGGAGUUCAAGUCAGAGCUCAUGACAACACAAAUUUUGGAGCCCAAAUGCAGUUUUGCUGCACCCAAACCUAAUUACAUUUCUAAUACAAGAAGGUCUAUGCUAGUACAGCAGAGCUACACAGUUCUUUUCGAGCCUCCAAUUCCUGAUGUCAAGUGCAGAACAUAUUCUUAUUAUCUCAUGUAUAUAUGGGCAAACAACAACGAUGUUCAAGAGGCUCUCAAUGUCAAAAAGGGAAAAGUGAAGGAGUGGCAGAGAUGCAUUCAUGACUUGAAUUAUACAAAGGAUGUAAGAAGCAACCUUGAAUAUCAGGUUAAUAUCACCACUAGCGGCCAUCGUGCAUUGGUUUACAGUGGUGAUCAUGACAUGGUUGUCCCUUUCAUGGGCACAAAGGAGUGGAUAAAAUCCCUAAAAUUCUCCAUCAGAGACCCAUGGAGAUCUUGGCAUGUCAGCGGCCAAGUUGCUGGAUACACAGAAUCUUACUCCAAUAAUAUGACCUUUGCGACUGUUAAGGGUGCUGGACACACUGCUCCAGAAUAUAAGGCUAAGGAAUGUUUAGCCAUGUUUCGAAGGUGGAUUUCUCAUAGAUUACUAUGAUUAAGCUAUUGGAAGUUCCCCUUUUACUGAUUGCUGUAGCUCAACAUGGCAUGUAUGACACCACCCACCUUGAUCUAUUCGUUGGGAGCUCGGGUUACCGGCCAAAAGGUCUUGAAUUUAAUACUUGUAUAUGUGAUGUGCGUAAUUGUAUUAAUAAAUUCACUUAAAAGUCCGAAAAAAGAAUGGCAUGCAUGCAGGGGCAAAACUAGCUAUCUCUUUUGAGGAUGGGUUAAAUAAUAUUAUGAAAUGUAUAUGAAAUAAAAAAAAUAAGUAUUUGAGUAAUUUCAUUUA
Dendrobium catenatum is the source of this 1785-nucleotide messenger RNA. Its product is annotated as serine carboxypeptidase-like 18. The coding region runs from base 73 to 1494 and encodes 473 amino acids. Gene Ontology annotation, biological process: proteolysis; secondary metabolic process. The record is from RefSeq and is a predicted model, not a curated record. Lineage: Eukaryota; Viridiplantae; Streptophyta; Magnoliopsida; Asparagales; Orchidaceae. Gene Ontology annotation, molecular function: acyltransferase activity, transferring groups other than amino-acyl groups; serine-type carboxypeptidase activity. The transcript is spliced from 14 exons.